AAUGCCAUUAAAAUCCUUACUGAAUCAAACCCCUUCAGGCUUCAGCUGUCUCUCUCUCUGGGUCUCUCUUUGUUUCACCCUCUGUGUGGUCGAGCCCUAGAUUUUCGUAUCCUUCCUCGAGCUUCCGCUCUGUUUUCCGGGAAAAAUGAAUGAUUAAUGCUUGGGCUGUUUAUCACUGGUCAGUUCGGAUUACUGGAUGAAAUGUGCCCUGCUUUGAGGAAUCCGUUCCAACAUUCUAUCUUUUCCCUUGAACAUUGUUUUCGGGGUCAAAAGUUUGAAGCUUUGGGAUCCAAUCACCUACAAAAUGCAAAUGCGGCCUCGGGGAUGGCAGUACAUGAUGACUGCAAGCUGAAGUUUUUAGAACUGAAAACAAAAAGAACUUACAGGUUCAUAGUAUAUAAGAUUGAGGAGAAGCAGAAGCAAGUCGUGGUGGAAAAGUUGGGAGAACCUACUGACAGUUAUGAAGAUUUUGCCGCGAGCCUUCCUGCCAACGAUUGCAGAUAUGCUGUCUAUGACUUCGAUUUUGUCACGGAGGAGAACUGCCAGAAGAGCAGGAUCGUCUUCAUUGCCUGGUCUCCUGAUGCAUCAAGAGUGAGAAGCAAGAUGAUUUAUGCAAGCUCGAAGGACAGAUUCAAGAGGGAGUUGGACGGAAUACAGAUAGAGUUGCAAGCAACCGAUCCUACUGAAAUGGGCCUUGACGUUAUUAGGAGCCGCUCUAAUUGAGUCUAUACUUUCAAACAUGCCAUGGGAGGUCUCUAGUUCUACUACUUGGUUUUCCUAUGUCUCCAGCCCAUUUGAGGCAGAGAACUUGGUUACUGUUGGAUAUAUCGUCCCGUUAUCAGAGAUUAUACCUAGGAGGUAUUUUGUCGUGAACAAACAAUGGCAAUGCGCUGUUACUGCUCUAUAUAUAUGUAAUGAUCCCUUUUGUCGUUGUGGCAUUUUCA
Molecule: messenger RNA, 944 nt
Organism: Punica granatum (pomegranate)
Lineage: Eukaryota; Viridiplantae; Streptophyta; Magnoliopsida; Myrtales; Lythraceae
Source: RefSeq, a predicted model, not a curated record